AUGGCUCUGCCACAAAGGAUUUUUCCCCCAGAGAAGAUUUCCAUGGACUGGCAGCAAAGACAGAGACCUGGAGCAGGACUGUUCAACCUGGGCAACACGUGCUACAUCAAUGUCAUCCUGCAGUGCCUGACUUACACACCCCCUCUGGCAAACUACCUGCUCUCCUACCAGCACAGCCAGUCCUGCCAGCAGCAAGGCUUCUGCAUGAUGUGCACCAUGGAAUCACACGUCAGGAAGGUCCUGUGCUCCUCAGCCACCGCCAUCCUGCCUGGAGCUGUCCUCAGGGACCUCAAAUUCAUAGGGGAGGAGUUUGAGUAUGGCAGGCAGGAGAACGCUUACGAGUUCUUGCGCUGCACGCUCGAUGCCAUGCACAGAGCUUGUCUGAGCUGCCACUUGGACGUCUCUUCAGAAGAAACUACCAUCGUCCACCAAAUAUUUGGGGGCUUCAUGAAAUCUAGAGUCACGUGCUUGAGCUGCCAAGCAGUUGUUGAUUCCUACAAGGCCUUCCUGGAUGUCUCUUUGGAUAUCAGAGAAGCCUCGUCCCUCACCACAGUUCUGGAGGACUGUGUGACACCCAAGCAGCUGGAUCAGACUGAGUGCUUCAGGUGCAGCAAGUGUAAGAAGAAAGCUGCUGCCUCCAAGAAGGUCACAGUCCAUCGUGCACCCCGAGUGCUCACGCUGUGCCUGGAAAGGGCUGAUCAGUGGACUGGCACAAAGAUCAGCAAGUUCGUGGAGUAUCCUGAAUAUUUGGAUCUUCGGCCAUACAUGUCAGACACAGCUGGAGAGCCCCUCCUCUGCUCCCUUUAUGCCAUCGUGGUUCACAGUGGGGACACCUGCCUUGAAGGACACUUCUUGUGCUACGCAAAGGCCAGCAAUGGGCUGUGGUACAAGAUGGAUGAUGAGUCUGUGGAUAAUUGUGACAUCCACACAGUUCUAGGGCAGCAAGCCUACUUGCUGUUUUAUGCUAGGUGCUCGGAUGUGAAAAUGAGAGAAACACCACCUUCCUCACCAGCACCCCCCAAUGCCCAUUCCAUGGUGGGUCAGGGAGGUUCUGCAGCACCCCAGGCUGUGCCUGGCAGGAUUAAGGUGAUGCACAGUCAGAGGAGCCAUGCCAGGGAGAGAGCCAGGAGCAGAUCCCCACAGUGGGGCUGUGAUCUCUGCAGCUGGAUCGUGAGCAGCACCAGCUAUGCCAAUUUAACAGGAAAGAGGAGGAAGAAAAGCAGUCCUUUAGGCCUGGACCUUGCUCCCAGGAGUGCCACAGCGCAAGGGCUCUCUGACAGGAUCUGCCAGGAGGUGCCUGCACCAAGCCUUGCUUGGGUGCAAGCCUUGCCUGUAGAGAGGGAGCUGGGCAGGUGCUCAUGGCAGGAGUACAGCCUCUGGAGCCAGGUUGUGGAGAUCACAAACUCCUACCUGUCAGUGUGGAGUGCUGAGCAUCCCAGAGGUGCAUGUGAGACAAGCACAGCCUGGAUGCUGCAGCAGCACAGCAUCUGAAAUGAACAAAGCCCCACCUGUUUGGAACCAACAGGCAGAAGAGCCAAAGCCAGAAUUAAAACCCCUUGUUGGGCUGUGGAGGACCAGAUCUAAGCAUGCUUUGUCUCAAGCAUUCUGAUUAUUGCAAUAGGAAAGGUCAUUGGAGAAGAUUGAAGCAAAUUCCGCAAGAGGGCCAGAAGAGCUGGCUGUGCAUUCAUGAAGAGAACAGCACAAACAAUUUAGGCUGUGUCAGAGAUAGGCACCAAGUUCACUAUAAAGGGAAGCCAAUUGGACCCCCUGGCUCUUUUUCCUCUUUCUCUCUGGCUUUUUUUGUCUUGCAAUCCCUGCUCCAGACUAUCCACAGCAGAACCAACAUGGGAUCUAUAGACUAGUGAUGAGCUUUGUUCUCUCUCUCCCUUUUCUGUGUUUAUUGUCUCCUCCUUUGCUUUGUCUGGGCAAAGCAUGGCAAUGAUUCUGCCCCAUGCUCCACACUAAAAUUUGUUGUGGGAGCUUGUGGAAGUGUUUUGUGGCUUGUUAGCCAGUCCUUUUGAGGAGCUUGUGGUGGGAGCUGAGAAAUUAUUGAAAAGUAAUACUAUUCAAAAUUAAGGGCUUGUCAGCCACCACUCGUGAAAGCCUAAUGUAGAAUUCAAGGGUUUUUAGCCAACAUCUUUUGGGCCUAAAUAUUUGGCUGGUUGCCAGAGUUAUGGCAAGAAUAAAACAUAAAGAAUUCCCUGAAACAUCAUCCAGUGCCUUUGUUGAGCCUGAUGACAAUUUCCAGUGAACAUCAUGCCUCUGACUGGUGGGAUGUGACAUUGGGUGAAUAAUUUACAGGGUGUUUCCUUCUCAGCUUUUGAGGCAGCUGCUGGAAAUACCCACAGCGUGAUGGUUGUGUGAUGGGAUUGUGGGAGCUGUGUGCUUGCAUGUGCCCAUCUAGCAAUUUUAAAUAUGGAGUUUAAGUCACUGGAAGGGACAUGGGCUGGAUGUGGCAAUGGUGGCUGAAAAGGU
This is a messenger RNA of Zonotrichia leucophrys gambelii, 2475 nucleotides long. RefSeq names its product ubiquitin carboxyl-terminal hydrolase 42-like. The record is from RefSeq and is a predicted model, not a curated record. Gene Ontology annotation, biological process: regulation of apoptotic process; protein deubiquitination. Gene Ontology annotation, cellular component: cytosol; nucleus. The transcript is spliced from 10 exons. NCBI's taxonomy places the organism in Eukaryota, Metazoa, Chordata, Aves, Passeriformes, Passerellidae. Bases 1 to 1491 code for a protein of 496 amino acids. Gene Ontology annotation, molecular function: cysteine-type deubiquitinase activity.